GACCAUUUUACGAAUUUGGUGGGAGUUAUACCUAUACCUGGUGUUGCAGUUGUGAUUUGAAAAUUUAAUUAUAUAGUGACAUUCAAUUGGAUUCAGUAGUCUGUAGUGGAUGAAUCAAGUGCGAAAGUAGUAAUGGUCCAAGCAAGAUGUAACUCAGGGAUGAAUUGGGGAUUGAAUCGAAAGGUGCGGGAGUGGCAAUGGGCAUGUCGACGAGCAGCUGCAGAGGCAGAGCAUUUGCUUUGUGAUUGCUCCAAUCUGAGUCAUCUUGAGCAGACACAAGGGUUCAUGCUUACCAGAGGUCUCGACCAAGACGAUAUCCUCCUGGCCCGAUUUAUACAAACAUCUGCUUCUCUCGGCCUUUCCUCAUACGCCUAUUCUGUUUUCAUGUAUAACCACCGAGCCAGCAUCUUUGUCUACAACAACGUCAUUUGGGCUCUAUCUUCAUCCAACCCCACGCGUGCCAUCUCUCUCUUCAACGCAAUUCGUCUCCUUGGCUUGCGACCCGACUCUUCCUCUUUCCCUUUUGUUUUGAAGUCCGUCGUUUCUUUAUCUGCCCUCCACGUUGGCAAGCAGGUUCAUUCCCAAGCUAUUGUUUCUGGCUUCGAGUCCCACCCCACUGUCCUCACAUCCCUCCUUCACAUGUAUUCUUCAUGCGCUCACGUUUCUUCUGCUCGGAAGCUGUUCGAUGGAGCCACUUUCAAACACGUUUCCCUCUGGACUGCUAUGCUCGCAGCCUAUGCCAAGAUGGGUGACAUGUCCAAUGCCCGCAACUUGUUUGAAUCUAUGCCUGAAAAGGAUAGGAAUGUUGUUUCCUGGACUGCACUUAUUUCAGGAUACGCCCAGACUCAUAGUCCCAGCGCGCUCUUCCGCAUUAUGCUGCUCCAUAAUGUGCAGCCAGAUGAAAUUGCAAUUUUGGCUGUGCUCUCCGCGUGUGCCAGUUUGGGUGCUCUUCACCUGGGGGAGUGGAUUCACUGCUACAUUCAAAAUCAAAAGCAUAAAUUGCGUAAGACUGUCCCUCUUUAUAACUCUCUCAUUCAUAUGUACGCCAAAUCAGGCGACAUAGGUAAAGCACUCCAAGUGUUUGAGAAUAUGAAGCAUAAAACGAUUAUAACGUGGACAACAAUGAUCGCUGGGCUUGCUUUACAUGGUCUUGGAAAUGAGGCCCUUGGUAUGUUUUCUCGCAUGGAGAAGGCGCGAGUAAAGCCAAACGAGGUGACCUUUAUCGCCAUCCUUUCUGCCUGUAGCCAUGUUGGAUUGGUUGAACUGGGUCGUCAUUAUUUCACGUCUAUGAGAUUCCAAUAUGGAAUUGAACCCAAGAUUGAGCAUUAUGGCUGCAUGGUUGAUUUGCUUGGGCGUGCUGGGUAUCUUCGAGAAGCAAAGGAGCUAGUUAGAGUGAUGCCUUGUGAAGCAAAUGAAGCUAUAUGGGGAUCCCUUCUUGCUGCUUCAAAUAGAUAUGGUGAUGCUGAACUAGCAGCGGAAGCUUUGCGUCAUCUGAGACUGUUGGAGCCCCAGAAUAGUGGGAAUUAUUCGCUCUUAUCCAAUACGUAUGCCUCGCUUGGUAGGUGGAAGGAAGCUGGGAUGGUAAGGAAGGUUAUGCGGGAUAUGUGUGUGGAAAAGAUGUCGGGUGUCAGUUUCGUUGAGGUGAACAACAGAGUAUAUGAAUUCAGGGCUGGAGACAAAUUAAACAUCAACUUUGUUCACACAUGUCAUGUCCUACAAAGAAUAAAUGGGCAACUCAUGAGGACAAACAAUUCCGACGAAUGUAAUUAUUAAUAAUACUUUUAAUUAUAUAUAAAUAACUUAGUUUGAUUUGUUGAAC
Molecule: messenger RNA, 1819 nt
Organism: Cajanus cajan (pigeon pea)
Lineage: Eukaryota; Viridiplantae; Streptophyta; Magnoliopsida; Fabales; Fabaceae
Product: Pentatricopeptide repeat (PPR) superfamily protein
Biological process (GO): RNA modification
Molecular function (GO): RNA binding; protein binding
Source: RefSeq, a predicted model, not a curated record